Oryzias melastigma (Indian medaka) is the source of this 3708-nucleotide messenger RNA. It is a transcript of the gene gpr146, whose product is annotated as G protein-coupled receptor 146. The transcript is spliced from 2 exons. The record is from RefSeq and is a predicted model, not a curated record. Gene Ontology annotation, biological process: G protein-coupled receptor signaling pathway. Lineage: Eukaryota; Metazoa; Chordata; Actinopteri; Beloniformes; Adrianichthyidae. Bases 402 to 1403 code for a protein of 333 amino acids. Gene Ontology annotation, molecular function: G protein-coupled receptor activity. Gene Ontology annotation, cellular component: membrane.
CUGCAGGAGAAAGGGGACCGAGCGAGCAGACUGUGGGGGGAGGGUCACGUGUGUACACACUGUAGGGCUCCGCAGCACUCCGGCAGUAGUAAAGUCAGUAACGGUCGGCCCCUUUUCAGUCCAUGGCUCGCACGACGCGUUGACAGAUGAAGACCGACCCAAGAAAAAUCCGCUAAAGCGAUUCGGCUCGCGCUUCCCGCUCCCCGUAACGGUUUGAGAGCUCGUGCACACCGAAGAGGACGUUUUUUAAUUCUCUUUUUUCAUUUAGUUUCUCCCCAAGACGACUAAAACAUGCCAGUGGAAAUGCUACAUCCUAACCCCAUGCCUCCGUAGUUUUUGACACGGAUCCAGUCGUUUGUGCUCAUCGUUUGAAAGUGCUUGACUAGUUUCAGAGCCCAGCGAUGUGGAUCUGCAUGCUUCACAAUGAGACAGAUACCAGCGUGGACCUCCAGCUCUGCAGGGACUUCGGCCUCAUCCUGUCAGUCUUGUCCCUCAUCUACCUCCUGGUGUGCUUCCCUUUGGGGCUGUGCUACAACGUGCUGCUGGUUGUGGUGAACCUCUCCAACAAGGUCUCCCUGACCAUGCCGGACGUAUAUUUCGUCAACAUGGCCAUCGCGGGUCUUGUGCUCAACCUGGUGGCGCCCAUGGAGCUGCUGAGCUCCACCUUCACUCGAUGGCAUGUGUGGGAUUACAACAAUGAGGUCUACAUCACGCUGCUGAUACUCUUCAACAUCUCGUCUCUGGUCAUCAUGUACUCCACCACGCUUCUCAGUCUGGACUACUACAUCGAGCGGGCGCUACCACGCACGUACAUGUCCAGCGUGUACAACACCAAACACGUGUGCGGUUUCAUCUGGGGCGGCGCCGUGCUGACGAGCUUUUCUUCGCUGCUGUUCUAUGUGUGCAAUCACAUCUCAGCAAAGAUGGUGGAGUGCUCCAAAAUGGAGAACAAGGAGGCGGCAGACGCCAUCAUGAUGUUCAUUGGCUACGUGGUCCCAGCCGUGGCUGUUCUCUAUGCCUUUGUUCUCAUCCUGCGCAUCAGGAAGGAGUCCACGCCUCUGGAUCAGGAGUCGGCUCGCCUGGACCCGUCUAUACACCGGCUGUUGCUCGCCUCCGUCUGUGUCCAGUUUGUCCUGUGGACCCCAUACUACAUGACCCUUUUGGUUCACACUGUGGCUUUCGUACCAGGAUUUAUUAGCCACGCACGUGACUCUCCGACGUACAAUUUUGUCAGAUGUGUGUCGAAACUCCUGGCGUUCUCCAGCAGCUUCGCCAUGCCACUCAUGUACAGACAAAUGAACAAAAACUUCUCCAGCAAGCUUCAGCGGCUGCUCAGGAGGCUGCACUUCAGAGACCAGUCCUGCCCUCACGAACACUCAACAGUGCAGCAAGUAGUGACGUGAGAUCGCAAUUUCCCCUCCCAGCUCUCGGCACAGCCAGCACUUACCCCCCACCCCACACCUCCUGCACAGAGCCAGGCUGGGCUUCCUCGACGCUCUGGACUGUGUUAAGAGCGACAUAGCAAACUGUGGAAUUUCCUGUCACUUUCCAGAUCUUCAUCUGAUCUGUGGAGCGUUGCAGUGACAGGAUCAACCAAGCAAAACCACUAAGUGCUGUUUUUUUUUUUUUCCUCAGUGUCAGCGUUUAAAGCUCUCAACCAUCUCACUUUGCCUUCUGGUUCAGAGGUUGUAAAGUGCGUGAAAUCCUCCAAUCAUCAGAGUGGACUUCUGUAAGAGUUCCACUCAAACCAGAACAAAAUAACUAAGCAAUCUAUCUGUCAAAAGCUUCUUCUGCUAUCAAAGCCUUUGAGUGACAGCAGAAGUCACCCCAAAAGCAGCUACAAUUUUUUAAUAUCAAGUGAAAAAUCGACCAUUUUUUUGCUUGGUUUUGAUUUCCUUUACCUGAGCACUUUGUUGUCUUGCAUCAGUGGACAUUGUUGACGUUAAGCUGCUGAACCAUCAAGAGUCUUUGCUUCCAUUCUCCUUCCAAACUGGAAUCAAAAUAUUCCUUGCAUUCAAGUUUUUCUGAACUGAAUGGAGAUCAGAUGAAGUUUUUAAACAUUUUAUGAAAGUUGAAAGUAUUUCAUGAAGUGAAGAAAUGCUAAAUCUCUGACGUUUGGGGAAGUCACGAGGCCAAACUCUUUAAUUCGCUCAAACGAAAAGUACUUUUAUUUUCCACUUUGAAACCAAAACAAAGAUUGUAUUCAGGGUUCAGACAUAACCGGUAUACCUCUUGCGAUUCUGCUGAAAAACAUUAGCUGUUAAUCAUAAGCAGCUUUGAUCCACCUGUUAAGCGGAGCUGACAGCUCAGGGUGGGACGAUAAAAUUGUGUCGAAGAACGCGUACGUGGAGAAGCUGACGCAGGGGCAGUGGCGUCCACAAAGAGUCUCCUGUGAGGCCCUGAGGCGGUGGCACGUACAUUCCUCUCAUCCCGUGAGCACUUGAGGGGUCGGGAGGCUUUGUCUGGUGGAAGUAUUCCAUCUCGAGGUCACAGAAGCAAUCCUGCAUGGAUCUGAAAGCAAACACUUGGCAUCAGCGUUGGUCUGCGCUGAAACUUUAAUGCUGCUCACAUGCAUCAAAGCUACUUUUCUUUUUGACAAAUGAGCUUUUUAAGCAGUGAACAGAAUUUCUAAAAUGUUAAAGAAACGUUGCACAAUCUGUCACUCCAUGAACAUGAUUAUUCUUUAUCAAAAGGGCCGUUUCUUCGUGUGGACACAAACCUGGCAGAUGGGGCAUUUUUGUAGGUGUUGCCACUGUAAAAUCCCAGUAAGAAACAUCUACCGAUGAUUAUCACCUAAGUUUGUUUUAAUUUAUGUUUUUGAAUAAUAUAAAUGAUUCAAUCUUUGUGCUUUUGCUUUAAAGUCGCAAAGAAUUGCAGGGUGUAUUAACGGUAAUUUGAUCCUUAUUUAUUAUUGCCAAGCUUGAGACAAAGCCUCAUGCACAUUCCUUUUUUUUUUUUUUGCUUCAAGAAUUGUUUUUCUAAAUCUGAAAGCGAAUGAGUUUGAUUUUUGCAGGAUAGCAUCAUCGCUUCCUCCGUGAUGCGUCAGGAGGAAGCGUUCUGCUCUGGCUGUUUACAUUUCCAAACGCAGCAUCCUCUUUCCCUCAAAAGCCCCUGACAGAGUUAAUCAUUGAGCUCAGACCGAAGUCCAAACGCCCGCUUGUACAUUUAGAAAUAAAAAUCGACAGUUUGAGCUAAGCUGCAUCAAUCUCAGUUUGAAAAAAAAAUGUGAAAAGCAGUUUUUAUGAGCAUUUUAAGCUGAUCUCCUUUAGGGCACUUAUGCAGAAAAUUCAGCUAAAUGAAAGCGACUGAAAUCAUGUGUGGUGAUUGUGUGACAUUUGAUUCUGUCAUCUGUGUGAUACGGAAGCUUUGUGAAUGGCUUUUAGUGGAGCAGCAUCACCAAAUGAGAAGAGCACGUUCGUCUGAGAGCCGUUUAUUUUUAGAGAUUUCUUCACACGGAUGCAGGCAAGACAUUAUCUCCUACUUCCUUGUAGUGACUGAAUUUAAGACGAUAAAAGCUGAUCCGUGUUAGAAUCGAUGCCUUUUUUUGUUUGCAUACAAGAGUUCUGUAUAAAAAAAUGUAAAUAUUGUUUCUGAGAGAAUUUCAUAAAUAUCCUAUGCUCUAUUAAAAAUACAAUAUUUUUGGAGAGAAACAAUUUAAUGUACUGUCAGCUGAGUCGAAGCCUGAUUAAAUAAGAAACUAACACAAAA